Messenger RNA from Neolamprologus brichardi, 1731 nucleotides. Its product is annotated as E3 ubiquitin/ISG15 ligase TRIM25-like. NCBI's taxonomy places the organism in Eukaryota, Metazoa, Chordata, Actinopteri, Cichliformes, Cichlidae. Gene Ontology annotation, molecular function: zinc ion binding; protein binding. The record is from RefSeq and is a predicted model, not a curated record.
GGACGUCAGCCUCUGACUGAAGCUCAUCACCUCCAGGAGCACACAGACCUUCACCAUCCAGACCAUCUUUAUAUGUGAAGACGUGAACAUGGCUCAGCGAGGACUUCAGCUGGACCGUGAGAGGUUCUGCUGUCCGGUCUGUCUGGAUCUCCUGCAGCAUCCAGCCACUCUGCCCUGUGGGCACAGCUACUGCAUGUGCUGUAUUAAGAAGCACUGGGAUGGAGAGAGUGAGGGGGGGGUCCCCACCUGUCCUCAGUGCAGACAGACCUUCAUACCCAAACCAGUCCUGGGGAAAAACACCGUGUUAGCAGACUUGGUGGAGGAGCUGAAGAAGACCGGACUCCAGGCUGCUCCUCAUCCUCAGCACUAUGCUGGACCUGCAGAUGUGGCCUGUGACGUGUGCAGCGGGAGGAAGCUGAAAGCCUCCAGGUCCUGUCUGCAGUGUGUGGCCUCCUACUGCGAGCUCCACCUCCGGCCUCACCACGAAGCCCCGAUUUUUCACAAACACCAGCUGGUGGAGGCCUCGGCGGAGCUCCAGGAGAUCAUCUGCUCCGUUCACAGCAAAGUGAAGGAGGUGUUCUGUCGCAGCGAUCAGCAAUGCAUCUGCCUCCUCUGUGCUAUGGACGCACACCGAGGCCACGACACGGUGUCGGCUGCAGCAGAGAGGAGCGCGAGGCAGCGAGAGCUCGGGCCGAUGAGGCUCGACGUCCAGCUGAGGAUCCAGGACGCACAGAGAGACGUGGAGCUGCUUCAGCGGCAGGUGGAGGCCAUCGAUCGCUCCGCCGACGAAGCCCUGAAGGACAGUGGGACCCGGUUGAGCCAGCUGCUGCGACUGGUGGAGGACAAAAGCUGCUCGGUGCAGCAGCAGAUCAGCUCCCAGCAGCAAACAGAAGUGAGUGGAGUCACAGAGCUGGAGAAGAAGCUGCAGCAGGAGAUCAGCGAGCUGAGGAGGAGAGAUGUGGAGCUGGAGCAGCUCUCACGCACAGAGGAGCACAGCCAGUUUCUCCUCAGGUACUCCUCGCUGUCAGCCCUCAGUGAACCCGCACGCUCAGCCAGCGUCAGCGUCCGUCCUCCCUGCUGCUUCCUGGACGUGACGGCAGCUGUUUCUGAGCUCACAGACAAAAUCCAAAGCUUCCUGAGUCAGGACCGGAUCUCAGCCGGGACCAGAGCCGAGUUACUCCGAGACUCCCGGCUCCUCAGCGUGGAUCCGAACACAGUGAGCGUGGGGCUGAAGGUCACAGAGGCGAACAGGAAGCUAACGUUUGUGGGGAGGAAACAGUCCUACCCUCAUCAUCGUCGCAGAUUCACCGACAGCUUCCAGGCUUUGAGCACGCAGAGUCUGACUGCUCACUCUUACUGGGAGGUGAAGUGGCGCGGGGUCGUUUCAGUGGCGGUCGCAUACGGGAGCGUGAGCCGAACAGGAAGUGACAGCAGUUUUGGAGAUGACCACAAGUCCUGGGCGUUGUACUGUGACAGGAACGGUUAUAAAGCGAGACACGACGGAGUGAGCGCGCUCCUGUCGGGGCCUCCGUCCUCCGUGGUUGGAGUGCACCUGGAUCACGGUGCAGGCGUGCUGUCCUUCUACAGCGUCUGUGACAGCGUCACGCUCCUCCACAGAGUCCACACCACCUUCACCGAGCCCCUACACGCUGGACUCGGCGUGGGCUUGGGAUCCACUGCUGAGCUGCUCCAGCCCAGUUAGAGCAACACCUGCUGGCGUUUGGGCGGGGC